Molecule: messenger RNA, 249 nt
Organism: Miscanthus lutarioriparius
Lineage: Eukaryota; Viridiplantae; Streptophyta; Magnoliopsida; Poales; Poaceae
Source: the annotation of a GenBank genome assembly
AUGUCUGGGACGACCCUCUUCGCUUCAACCCCGAACGCCACAUCACUGUCAGUCCCCCGAGUUCUCGACACUGCUAUGAGCAUCAUGCUCUUCGGAAGGCUCCUGAAGGGGUUCUCUUGGAGCAAGAUGGCCGGGGUGGCGGCCAUCGACCUCAGCGAGUCCAGGCACAACACCUUCAUGGCACGGCCGCUGGUGCUGCAGGCCGAGCCACGGCUUCCAGCGCACCUCUACCCGGGGAUCUCUUUGUAA